Messenger RNA from Miscanthus lutarioriparius, 615 nucleotides. NCBI's taxonomy places the organism in Eukaryota, Viridiplantae, Streptophyta, Magnoliopsida, Poales, Poaceae. The record is from the annotation of a GenBank genome assembly.
AUGGCGACCGCGAAGCCCAUCCUGUACAACGCCUGGAUCAGCUCCUGCUCCCACCGUGUUCGCAUCGCGCUCAACCUCAAAGGUGUGGAUUACGAGUACAAGUCCGUAAACCCUAGGACAGAUCCAGAUUAUGAAAAAAUCAACCCAAUCAAAUAUAUUCCAGCAUUAGUAGAUGGGGACAUAGUCGUUUCCGAUUCUCUCGCUAUCUCAUUGUAUUUGGAAGAUAAAUAUCCUGAGCAUCAUCUCCUGCCUAAAGAUCUGAAGAGGAAAGCUCUUAAUCUUCAGGUCAUGUCCAGAUCAAAGUCUCGUUGUAUCUUGUUCACAGAAGGUAGGAUGAGCCCAGAUGAGGGCCUUCAUAUUGUUCAAACUUAUAUUGACAAGGGAUUCAGAGCGAUCGAAAAGCUCUUGGAAGGAUGUGAGAGUAAAUAUGCUACUGGAGAUGAUGUCCAAUUGGGAGAUGUGUUUCUUGAACCACAGAUACAUGCUGGUAUAAAUCGCUUCCAAAUCGAUAUGUCGAAGUACCCUAUCUUGGAGAGGCUCCAUGAAGCAUACAUGCAAAUUCCCGCAUUCCAAGCUGCGCUACCUAAAAAUCAGCCAGACGCGCCUUCAUCAUAA